Molecule: messenger RNA, 1219 nt
Organism: Cornus florida
Lineage: Eukaryota; Viridiplantae; Streptophyta; Magnoliopsida; Cornales; Cornaceae
Product: protein POST-ILLUMINATION CHLOROPHYLL FLUORESCENCE INCREASE, chloroplastic
Exons: 8
Coding region: 166-1026 (286 amino acids)
Biological process (GO): chlororespiration
Cellular component (GO): thylakoid; chloroplast stroma
Source: RefSeq, a predicted model, not a curated record
UUGUGUUUGUGGUUGUGUUUCUCUCUCUAAAACAUGCUAUCAUUCUCUCUCUAAACCUCUCCCAGCCGUCUUAAAUUAAACUAUCUUGCCCAGGCAGUGAAUUGGGUUCAGCACUCUCUCUCUUCCCUGCAUCAACACACACAUUAUAUUUGAAAGUGUGUGAUAAUGGCGACCGCGACAACUGCUUCACUUUUUGCUUCAUCCACGCAAGUACUGUGUGCUGCUACUUCUGUGUCCGGUGCCAAUUCCAGUUCCUCUUCUUCAAUUACAUACACUAGUAAUUAUAUGGGUGCUCAACUGCCAAGAUAUUCUUCGAAAAAGAGGAAAUCGAUUAAGGUUACCGGAAAAGUAAAGGCCGCGGCUGCUGCUGCUGUUGCAACAUCUCCCAUGCAGGAAAUCAAAGAGUUUUCACUUCCUACAUGGGCUGAGUUUGACCUAGGAAGAGCUCCUGUGUACUGGAAAACUAUGAAUGGUCUUCCUCCUACUUCUGGAGAGAGGCUGAAGCUUUUCUAUAAUCCAGCUGCAGCCAAACUUCUUCCAAAUGAAGAUUUCGGAAUUGCUUUCAAUGGAGGUUUUAAUCAGCCCAUCAUGUGUGGCGGCGAGCCUAGGGCAAUGCUCAUGAAAAAACGAGGCAAAGCUGAUCCACCCAUUUAUACAAUCCAGAUCUGUAUUCCCAAGCAUGCUCUGAAUUUGAUCUUUUCAUUCACAAAUGGCGGUGAGUGGGAUGGUCCCUAUAGACUGCAGUUUCAAGUACCAAAGCCUUUGCAGAACAAACCAAUUGACUUCAUCAAUGAGGGUCUGGCUAAGGAAUUGAGUAAGGACGGUGCAUGUGAGAAAGCAAUCUAUCCAGACACAAACAUUGUCGUCGAUAGAUGUGCUAUAAUGGGCAAUUUAACUCUUGAAGGAGGCGAUCGCUGCAAUCUUGAUUUUGUGGUUGGAUGCACCGAUCCAAGCUCGCCUUUAUACAACCCACUGGCUAAUGUAGAUGAUGGAUCAUGCCCAAUUUACGUAGAUUCAGAGGAAUAACUUCACCACAUCCUUAUCCUUCAACCUUCUAUGUGAAAUUCUUGGUGAACAGACAUAGUCAUCAUCUUAUUUACAGUGUUAGUAAGGCAGUGCCUUGUUAUCCCGGAAGAUUGCCGGAGUUGCUUGCUUGCUAGCUGUUGUACAAUUUUAUCGUACUUAUAGUUGCAGAUAUGAUAUCAGUUUUUCAUCGUCA